CCUACUUACAUUGCUCACUUCGAGGUCAAUUGGGCACCAGAAUCCAUUCACAUCAGAGACCGUGUCUACUACCUUGCGUACUGCUUGUCUUUCGUACUCGUCCAGAACGAAUACAUCCUCUCGUCUUCAAUUGUCUCCGCCAGACAACGAAGCCAUGUCCUCGGACAACACUCUCGAGUCCAUCGCCGCAGAGACGGACGGGACCAAUCUGUACGGAUCCAUCGACAAGUUGAAUGUGCAUGGGCUGAACCUAACCGUCCCGGAGGACGCGCAAGCGAUCAUCAAGCCCUGGGACGAGCGCAACGACACCUCCCGGUACGCCGAGUCCGGAGUCGACGAUCAGUUCAUCAUACAUGUGCCGUUCACCCAGAACGUGCGUGUCAAGUCCGUGCUCAUGAAGCUGGGCAGGGGUGAGGUAGCUCCGCGACGUAUACGCAUAUACGUGAACCACGCCACGAUCGUCGACUUCGCUGCGGCCGAGGAUAUUACGCCCCACUUAAAUAUCAGCCUCCUCCAAGACGACACCGGGGUGACGGAGUAUCCAUUGCGGAGCGCUGCCUUUACCAACGUGCAUUCGCUCUCGUUGUUCUUCAGUGAAUCCGUCGGUGGCGACUCAUCCACGGUGUACUACCUGGGCUUCCGAGGAGAUAACCGCUCGCAGCGAAGAGAUGCCAGUCAGAAGCUGGUGAUACCUGCUGAGACCGCAGCGCGCGCUCCAUUGGUCGACAAGGUGUCUGAGAAGACAGGCGCACAACAGACUACUGCCCGAUGACCGUGUGCAGAUAUCGUACGUACUUACUUACGCUUUGCCUGGGCUGACAGCGCAAACAAAUGUGUUAUAUUACAUCAGGGAAACGUACUUAUACAUGGGCAUGACACCUGCUUACUUAUGGACGAGUCAAGUAGCCGUUCCUGCGCUGCCACUCCUGUACCUACUACCGUUAUCCGACAUGUUCAACAGCUGCCAACCCCACAUGUCUCCAACCUCUAAUGUUUGGCAGGCCACAAGGAUCCUCAGUGAACCGACAAGCCUUGACAAGGCCAAGGUUCUUUCCAGGAGCUCGGGUAAUACCUGACUGACCACUGAUCCCGUGAAGGC
Molecule: messenger RNA, 1099 nt
Organism: Fomitopsis serialis
Lineage: Eukaryota; Fungi; Basidiomycota; Agaricomycetes; Polyporales; Fomitopsidaceae
Product: DUF1000-domain-containing protein
Exons: 5
Coding region: 155-772 (205 amino acids)
Cellular component (GO): nucleus
Source: RefSeq, a predicted model, not a curated record